Molecule: messenger RNA, 1411 nt
Organism: Physeter macrocephalus (sperm whale)
Lineage: Eukaryota; Metazoa; Chordata; Mammalia; Artiodactyla; Physeteridae
Gene: ANXA10
Product: annexin A10
Exons: 12
Coding region: 167-1141 (324 amino acids)
Cellular component (GO): cytoplasm
Molecular function (GO): calcium-dependent phospholipid binding; calcium ion binding
Source: RefSeq, a predicted model, not a curated record
CCCUUCAUUUUCUUGCCUGAGAAACUGAGGUGGACAGUGGACAUAUUUAAAUUGGAUUGAACAGUGAACUUCACUUUGUUCUAGCGACACAGUGAAAGAAGUCUACUCAUCUGACCACAUACCAAAGACCUUCUGAACUGCUCUGAAGUUAACCACUCUCAGCAAAAUGUUCUGUGGAGACUAUGUGCAGGGAACCAUCUUCCCAGCUCCCAGUUUCAACCCCAUGAUGGACGCCCAAAUGCUGGGGGGUGCACUCCAGGGAUUUGGCUGUGACAAGGACCUGCUGAUCGACAUCCUGACCCAGCGCUGCAACGCCCAGAGGCUGGUGAUCGCCGAGGCCUAUCUGAGCACCUUUGGCCGGGACCUGGUUAGUGACCUGAAGGAGAAACUUUCUGAUCACUUCAAGGAAGUCAUGGUGGGCCUCAUGUACCCACCGCCCUCCUACGAUGCCCACGAGCUCUGGCACGCCAUGAAGGGAGCAGGCACUGAUGAAAAUUGCCUCAUUGAUAUAUUAGCUUCAAGAACAAACGGAGAAAUUUUCCAGAUGCGAGAAGCCUACUAUUUGCAAUACAGCCGCGACCUGCAGGAGGACAUUUACUCAGAGACCUCGGGACACUUCAGAGAUACGCUGGUGAACUUGGUCCAGGGAACCCGGGAAGAAGGGUACACGGACCCUGCCACGGCUGCCCAGGACGCCAUGGUGCUGUGGGAGACCUGCCAGCAGAGGACAGGGGAGCACAAAACGCUUUUGCAAAUGAUCCUGUGUAACAAGAGCUACCAGCAGCUGUGGCUGGUUUUCCAGGAAUUUCAAACUAUUUCUGGGCAAGACAUAGUAGAUGCCAUUAAUGAAUGUUAUGAUGGAUCCUUUCAAGAGCUGCUAGUUGCAAUUGUUCUCUGUGUUCGAGACAAACCAGCCUAUUUUGCUUACAGACUAUACAGUGCAAUCCAUGACUUUGGUUUCCAUAAUAAAACCGUGAUCAGGAUUCUAAUUGCCAGAAGUGAAAUAGACCUGAUGACCAUAAGGAAACGAUACAAAGAGAGAUACGGGAAGUCUCUCUUCCAUGAUAUCAAACAUUUCGCUUCGGGGCAUUAUGAGAAGGCUCUGCUUGCCAUCUGUGCUGGUGAUGCUGACGGCUACUAAAUAAAAAGAAGGAUUUGGCGGAUGCGCUCAUCUUCAGAGACACGUCAGAAUAUAGAUUCUGUGAUGAAUAUGCAUUGUUGGUAGCAUUAUCACAAAACUAUAGAAUCAUAUUUUCUUUUCUCUCUUUAAAAUUAUUCCAAGAAUAAUUAUUAUCAAUAGGUUAUUCAAGAAAAACCUAUUGACAAAAGUGUAUGAGAUUGGAUUUGCACAUAUCUAAAUCAGGAGUUCGUUAGAUUGCGUGUAACAGUAAUAAAAGACAUUAUUGCAUUG